Molecule: messenger RNA, 2797 nt
Organism: Anopheles nili
Lineage: Eukaryota; Metazoa; Arthropoda; Insecta; Diptera; Culicidae
Product: protein I'm not dead yet-like
Exons: 9
Coding region: 229-1995 (588 amino acids)
Biological process (GO): citrate transport; monoatomic anion transmembrane transport
Cellular component (GO): membrane
Molecular function (GO): succinate transmembrane transporter activity; citrate transmembrane transporter activity
Source: RefSeq, a predicted model, not a curated record
CGCUGCAGCGGUCGCGCGUGAGUGUUCUCCCAGGGUGCAGCCGCGCGAAACGUUGGUGUGUGGUCGAGAGUGGUGGUUUGCCGGCGUGUUUGUUUGAAUCGGAACGGUGCAUCGGUUGCAGCCGUUGCAACUGCAGCGCCAACGGUGCAAGCAAGCAGGCGUGUGGUGGAAAAGGUUGAGCUACGGUCGCAUCGCAUGAUCGUCAGUUGAAGCCCUUUCGAUAGCAAGAUGGCCGAUCUGAAGGAGCGCGAGUUGGAUGAAGCGGUAGCAUUGGAAUCGGCGGCAGCUCCACGCGUCGGUUGCUGCAGGCGAAUAGGGAAGUUCAUUGGGGCGUACUGGCGCUCGAUGGUCGUCAUCGUUGCUCCAAUGAUUGCCUCACUGGUGUUCCUGAUCGACACUUCUCCAGCCUACCGAUGUAUGUUCGUUGUGCUGACCAUGUCGCUGUACUGGGUGACCGAGGCUUUGCCACUUCCCGUCACAUCUAUGCUACCGAUCGUCCUGUUCCCGGUGCUGGGUGUGUUGGAAACCGACCGAACUUGCAUGAUGUACAUGAAGGAGACUAUGCUGAUGUUCAUCGGUGGUAUCAUCAUCGCACUGGCCGUCGAAUACUGCAACCUGCACAAGCGUGUCGCUCUGAAAGUGAUCUCCGUGAUCGGUUGCAGUCAACGGCGGCUCAAUUUCGGUUUGACUGUUGUCACGAUGUUCGUCUCCAUGUGGAUCUCUAACACGGCAGCUGUCGCUAUGAUGUGCCCCAUCAUGCAAGCUGUGCUAGAGGAGCUUGAAUCGCAAGGACUCUGCCAGAUGUACCAACGCAGUCGCAAGACGGGAGAAGAGGAAGGCAUGCUCGGAAAGGGCAAGGUGGACGAUGACACUCCUCGACCAACAAAGACGACGCUGUGUUACUUCCUUGGAGCGGCUUAUGCCUCGACGCUAGGAGGCUGCGGAACGAUCGUCGGUUCCGGCGUUAAUCUCACCUUCAAGGGUAUCUACGAGAGUCGCUUCCCAACUGCACCUGGCAUCGAUUUCCCGAAGUUCAUGUUCUACAACGUUCCCGGCAUGUUGCUGUACACGUUCCUCACCUGGGUGUACCUGCAGUGGUUGUAUAUGGGCAUGUUCAGACCAAACAGCCCCGAAGCGAAGGCAGCUGAUAUCGGUGCAGAAGGAGAAGCUGUGGCUAAGCGAGUCAUUGAGACACGCUACAAGGAACUCGGACCGAUGACAUCACACGAGAAGAGCGUUGCGUUUCUGUUCAUUGUGGCCGUGGUAUUGUUCUUCACCCGUGAACCCGGAUUUAUCACUGGCUGGGCUGACAUGUUGAACACUGUUAAGAUUAAGGACGCGACACCGGCCAUGUUCAUCGUGAUAGUGUUGUUUAUGAUUCCCGCCAACUGGCGUUGUCUGAAGUUCUGCAGUAGGAAUCCAGGACGUUUGCCAACCGAAGCCACACCGGGACUUAUCACGUGGAAGUUCAUCAACCAGAAGGUGCCGUGGAGUCUAAUUUUCCUGCUUGGUGGUGGAUUCGCGCUGGCUGAGGGUGGCCGAGUAUCUGGCAUGUCCACGCUGCUCGGUCAAUCACUGGCUGGUCUGAAAACACUUCCACCACUACUACUGCUGUUCGUCGUCUGCCUAACAGCUCAAACUCUCACGGAGUUCACCUCCAACGUGGCCAUCUGCAACGUGAUUUUACCUGUGCUCGCUGAGAUGGCUAUAGCGAUCGAGAUCCAUCCGCUUUAUCUGAUGUUCCCGGCAGCGAUGUCAUGCAGCUUUGCUUUCCACAUGCCGGUAGGAACUCCCCCGAAUGCGAUCGUCGCCGGUGUUGGUAACAUCGCGAUCAAGGACAUGGCAAUCGCCGGUAUCGGACCUUCUAUCUUCACGUUACUCGUCAUCUGGGCCAGCUUCCCGACGUGGGGUGUCGUCGUGUACCCAGAGUUGGCCACUUUCCCAGACUGGGCAAGGCCAGUCAUCACGGCCGCCACGAAUGCGACGUUAAAUUAGGACGGUAAAGCCACAGUAGGUGUAGAGAUGAACAAUUUCGAGGUGCCUUACCACGAGAGCAGCGAUUUAGUGAGACGUACUGCUUAUAAAAGAGUACCGCAACUAAAAUCGAAUUAGGAAAUGAGGUUCCGCUGGUGCGGAGUUGUUUAAUUUUUGGAAUAUUUUCAUUCGCGUACCAAAACAUGUGCCAAAAGUAAGGGUGGAACGGAAAAAAAGAAUGCUUCGUAGGAAGGGCGCAGACUGUUUCGGAAUGUAGAUGCAUUUAAUGAAACAACUGCCUAUAAGAACGUGCAUUAUCGAUAGUAACCAAUCCGGCAUGGAGCUGUCGGUGGGAGAAACAUUUCAAGAAGUACUUCAACAUACAAUGGCUGGAUACUUUGCACUGAAUACGAUCGCGGAUGAAAGAUUAAUAUGUACAUUGUUUGUUCUUUUUUUUAAAUAACAUUUAUCCUUUAACACACUGCACCAGGCAGCACGAAAAAAGGAUACCUUCCCAAGAGCAGAGCAACAAAUCGAAUAGGCUGUCGAGUGCAAUUUUCGAGUUAGUCUUCCAGUGUGACAGGAAGGGAUCGUUCAAGCUACUUAGAAUAAAGGCGACUGAUACGAAGGGGUGCCGUUUGCUGUUCGUUUCACGACUGCAUUUACAGGACACCGUUUCGUGAAUGUACUCAACGAUUGACGACAGCAGACUAGUGCAGAAGAAAAUCAUGAUGAAAAAUCGUGAGACAUGCCAACGCAGUAGAAACAUAGCACAUAGACAAUGAAGGAAGGAGAGAACGAUAGAGAUUAAAUAAAUAAAUAU